AUGGCGGGCGGCUUCGUGCAGUAUCAUGAACCAAGCAUCGUUCAAAUCCUAGUGAUCAUCUCUUUCUUCUUCUUCCUAUCGCUGGCUGAAUGGCUAUCGGCGAAGGUUAUCCGUGCCGGCAUCAUCGGCCAGAUCGCGGUCGGCAUCAUUUAUGGAAAGCCGCUGGCUGACAUUCUUGAGCUCGAGUGGCAGCAUACUUUUAUCGCUCUGGGAUAUGUCGGGUUGAUCUUGAUUAUUUUCGAAGGUGGCCUUGGUGCACGCAUUGAUCUCCUCAAACAGAACUUCUCCCUUAGUAUGAUCGGGGCUGCCACGGGCGUCUGCUUCCCGAUCGGUCUCUCGUAUCUGCUGCUCUACCUGGGAUUCGACUAUGGAGCCGUUGAGACCUUCAUUAUUGGUGCGGCCCUGUCUGCUACUUCUUUGGGAACUACGUUCGCCGUGAUUGCUUCAGCAUCACGCACCGUCGACCUUAGCCAGACCCGCGUCGGCUCUGUUCUCGUUAGCGCGGCCGUCAUCGACGACGUUGUCGGUCUCGUCAUGUCAAGUGUAAUAUCCGACCUAGGCAGCCUCAGCUCAGGCUCAUCCGUAAACCUAGGCUGGCUCAUCGGCCGUCCAAUCGUCGCCUCAAUCGCAAUGGCCAUUUUAACUCCGAUUGUCACAAAAUACCUCUUUGCUCCGCUCUUCCGCAGCAACAUCGAGCACCACUUUGCGCGGUACGACCACAUCUCCAACAUCGUCCUCAUGAUCCUCGUGCUAUGCGCAUUUAUCUCCAUCGCCGCAUACGCGGGGACAUCGGUCCUGUUCGGGGCCUUUCUUGCCGGGACAUUUCUAUCGUAUAUCCCCAGCAAGCACCCCGAGGCCCCUUUUGUCGUAGCCAGUCGCGAGGAGGGCGAGCGUGAGGCUGAUAAGAGCCCAACUGUGGGCUUUGCUAUCCCAUUUGUGCAGCUGUGGACGGGCAAGAGAAUUUGGCGCGGGGUGGUAUUCACACUGCUCAUGGUUUUCGCGAAGUUCGUCGUUGGAAUCUGGAUCCCCAUCUGGCAAGUCCUAUUCCCCACCAAGUUUAACAAUCGAAACCAGGCGUCAUCUUCCAGCAACAAGAGAGCCAAGAAACCACAAGACGAAGAAUCCAACAAUUCCGAACCCACCAGCACACACAACAACACUGGUCCUUCAGUGUCCCAAGAAAAACAACGCCCCAGGCCACCAAACCUCUCGUCGAAACCAAGGAGCACAACCUGGCUCUCCGCCCUCCUCCUGGGCUCGGCAAUGGUCGCGCGCGGCGAAAUCGGCCUUUUAAUUAUCCAGAUUGGGUACAAUGAGACGUCAUAUGUUACGGAAGAUGGUUUCAUCACGGGCGUGUGGGCGAUUCUUCUGAAUACGAUCAUUGGACCGGUGACUGUGGGAUUGCUUGUCAAGGCGUAUGGGAAGAGGAUCGGGGAGGGAGAGUGGGGGUUGCAGAGGGCUGAAGCUGUUGGUGGCGCCCGUAGUGAUAAUCGUGCAGAGGGGACUGAGUCUGCCGCCUGA
This is a messenger RNA of Aspergillus calidoustus, 1521 nucleotides long. Lineage: Eukaryota; Fungi; Ascomycota; Eurotiomycetes; Eurotiales; Aspergillaceae. The record is from the annotation of a GenBank genome assembly.